AUGCUCCCCACCAGAGGCAUUGCCUUGAGCGGCCAGAAGGGCUCCCGGCCGCAAGCCCUGGCCUGUCAACUUUGUCAUCGAUCCGUCUCGCCUGCCCCUGUCCCUCAAUCGCUGGUUACGCGGUCCUAUGCGUCAAGCAGCCCGUUAACUCGAAAUGCGCGCCUCGGCCAAUUGCGACCACAGAAGAGCCCGAGAAGUCCCUGGACUGCAAUCAAAUACAAUCCUACGCCUAGUCGGCUCCAAUCAACCAAGUCCGACCAACUCACAUCGGUUGACUUUGACGAGGCGGUGGCCCAGAUCGCACACGAAUGUGCGGAGCUUCGGAAAACGGAUUCUGUGCCCCCCACCGACAAGGUCGUGAAACUCCUGGAACGAUGCCAGAAAAUUGCGGAAGCUAUAGUACAGCCGGAGCAGGAUACUGGCAAGACGUCUUCAUCGAAACAGCAACCGGAUGAGAUCGCAUCUCUCCUAGAUCUAGAGGAGAGGAAGACGACCCGGAAACCACAGCAAUCCGCCACUCUGCCCCCAAAGACACCCGAACAGAUCAUCGACCGCCUCUGCAAAGCGGUUCACGACCUCCUAACGGAUGAAAAGGUCUUCAUCUCCCCCGAAGCAUUGACCUGCUACACCAAGAUCCAUACCAUGUUGAAACGCCUCGACCACUUCCCGGAGAUCUUCCAUCUUUAUGCGAACAAACCGGUCCCAGAGGAGAACAGCUCUCCUGUUAAAUACCACAAGGCGAAGCCCCAAAGCAUUAACAGUUCCGUGCCUGUGGAACUUGCAGACAUGGCCCUGGACGUGGCGAUCGACCAGCGGAACCUGUCGCUCGUGUUGGCCAUCAUCGAUACCACAUUCUGCGCUCCGGCGUUCCGCCGCGCGAAACUGUUCAAGAAGGCAGCCGUCCCGCUGGGUGGAUUGGCCGCGGCCCCUGCAGCCUGCUAUACCAUUGCGUCGUGGGCCGCGACGCUGCAGAACACGAUGGACCCGAGCACCGCGACAGGUAUCGCUUUUGCUGCAACCCUGGCAUACGUCGGAGGCAUCUCGUCUGUUGGAAUACUCGCCAUUACGACGGCCAAUGACCAGAUGGAGCGUGUGGUCUGGCAACCGGGCGUGCCGCUGCGACACCGUUGGCUGCGCGAAGAGGAGCGGGCGGCGUUCGACAAGGUUGCGCUGGCGUGGGGAUUCAAGGACAUUUAUAUGCGCGGUGAAGAGGAAGGCGAGGAAUGGGAUACCUUGCGGGAGUUUAUCGGAAUGAGGGGGAUGAUUCUGGACAAGACGGACUUGAUGGCAGGAAUGCAAUGA
Messenger RNA from Aspergillus sclerotioniger CBS 115572, 1302 nucleotides. RefSeq lists its product as uncharacterized. Bases 1 to 1302 code for a protein of 433 amino acids. NCBI's taxonomy places the organism in Eukaryota, Fungi, Ascomycota, Eurotiomycetes, Eurotiales, Aspergillaceae. The record is from RefSeq and is a predicted model, not a curated record. The transcript has a single exon.